Coregonus clupeaformis (lake whitefish) is the source of this 7247-nucleotide messenger RNA. It is a transcript of the gene spag9b, whose product is annotated as sperm associated antigen 9b. Gene Ontology annotation, molecular function: MAP kinase scaffold activity; signaling receptor complex adaptor activity; kinesin binding. The record is from RefSeq and is a predicted model, not a curated record. Lineage: Eukaryota; Metazoa; Chordata; Actinopteri; Salmoniformes; Salmonidae. Gene Ontology annotation, cellular component: cytoplasm. The transcript is spliced from 26 exons. Gene Ontology annotation, biological process: vesicle-mediated transport. Bases 914 to 4810 code for a protein of 1298 amino acids.
AGUGUAGCUUUUUAGAUUUAAGCAGCAUUUGUGUUUGUGUUCACAGUUUGUGUUCACAAGGCACUCAUUUGUGAUUUCUGCGUUUUCCCUAACAGAAGUGUGGUACAUUAUUUAUUAGCUUUGUGUGUAGCAGCAGCCCUCUACAGUCUCUCAGUAGCAGCAGACGCUGUCAGUUCCUCCUCCCAGUCUCUCCAUGGCUCAGCCAAUCAGCAUCGAGCUGAGGGGAGGCAUAUGUUACCAGCUCUGAUGCUGCCUCAGCAUCCGAAAGGGAGGGGAGAGAAAGCGAGGGUGAGAGCGACGGCGACAAUUCUAGACUGCACAGCGACAUCAGUGUCGCAGCUUAGGAAAGACAAAAGAGUAAGCGGGAGUAUCGUCUGCCAGAAAGAGGAUACAAUACAUCAAGAAAAGAGAGGCGAGGAGAAGGCUGCUGCAAAGCCAGUGUCCACCCUCUUUCUCUCGCUCUCUCUGGAUGAUGUCACAGCAGUGUUGAACUGAAGCCGGCAUCACUCUACAGUAGCAGCUGCUGCUCUGUCUCUCUCUGCCACAGCUGCUGCUGCUCAUGGGAUUACUGCUGCUGUUGUUUCUGUGGCAGUUGCUCGUUGGCCCGCUGGUCUGAACACACAUAGCGCCACACCCCGCCACACACUCUACUCUACUCUACUCUCCAGCCUGAGUUCCAGAUCUCCUGUACCUGAGCAUUCUUCUCUUCACCAGACGGCAACAGAGUGUGUAUGUGAGGAGUACUUUGUCGACAGAGGGAGAAGAAGUAUAAUCUACUUUGCACCGUCAUCCAGGGACAGUUUGUAAAAGCUCCAGAGGCGUGUGUUUUAGGGUUACCCCCACACCCGCUGGCGGUCGCCCCCCUCCCCUGGUCCCGGCAGUGAGGGGCGCUGGGCCAUGUUCAGGGGGGGCCAUGAGCCCGAGGUGUAUGCUGCUGUUUGUCUUUGGCUUCGUUGGAGGGGCCGUUGUUAUUAACUCUGCCGUGCUGGUGUCUCUGUCUGUCCUGCUGCUGGUGCACUACUCUGUCUCUACUGCCCUCCCUGCCCUGCCCACCCUGCCACGGCCCAGCAGGAAGGAGCGUCCCAUCUCCAUGGGGGUAUUCCCAUUACCCGGAAGUGAUUUGACCACUGACCCGCAGAGGGAAACUGUUGAAACGCUGUCUGAACCCUGGAGAUAUAACGACCUGAGCCACCCUCGCUCCAACACCAGCCUCAAGGAUGAGAUGUCUAAUGCUAACCGUGGAGGCUCCAAGUCCAACACCCCCAUGUCUCCUAAAGGGGGCUCCAAGUCAGGGACCCCCAUGUCUCCUAAAGGGGGCUCCAAGUCAGGGACCCCCAUGUCUAGCCAUGGUGGAGGCUCCAAGUCAGGGACCUCAUUUGGGGCUCCCGCUCAAGGAGGAGGUUCCAAAAUGUCCUCACAACAAGGUGGUUCUAAAUCAGGCACCCCCAUCUCUUCUCAAGGAGGGUCCAAAUCGGGUACCCCUAUGUCAUCUCAAGGAGGGGACUCAAAGUCGGUUACCCCAAUGUCCACACAAAACAGCGACUCUAGUUUGGUCACUCCACCAUCUUCUCAAGGAGGAGGGUCUAUGUCGGCCACUCCCAUGUCUACUUCCGAGUCUGACAUUGCCAUGGCGUCGGUGAGCACGCCACUCCAGGAAGAGUUAAAGGAAGUGGGCAAGGGUCUGAACAGGAACCUGGACAGAAGCAACAGGAAGCCAGAGAACAUCAGCAGUAAGAACACCACAGUACAGGAGGGUCAGGAAGGACAGGACUCAGAGCUGAGAGGAGGGUCAGGACCUCUCACAGGCACAGCAGAUGAUAACGCUGAGUCAUUGGAGGUGCAGGCCAUCAUAGAGUCCACUCCUGAACUGGACAUGGACCUUAGCGGCUACAGAGACGCCAGUACUCCUACUAAAGGAGUAGGUAUAGAAAACAUGGCGUUCGACAGGAACACUGAGUCUCUGUUUGCAGAGCUGUCCUCGGCAGGACCCGACAUGGAAAUAGACAUAGCAGACAUGGACGAGGGGGCCGACCUGCUGGCAUGGGUGUCAGACACAGACCUUAACUUCCUGGGUAUGGGUCGUGAAGUGGAGCAUCUCAUCCACGAGAACACUCAGCUGCUGGAGACCAAAAAUGCAUUGAACGUGGUGAAGAAUGACCUGAUAGCGCGUGUGGAUGAGCUGUCGUGUGAGAAGGAGGUGUUGCAGGGAGAGCUGGAGGCUGUGACUCAGGCCAAGACCAGACUGGAGGAGAAGAACAAGGAACUGGAGGACGAACUCAAGAAGGUUCGGGCCGAGGCAGAAGAGGCCAAAACGAAGACCAAGACUGAGAACAAUGAGGAAGAUGCGGAUGUUCCCACAGCCCAGAGGAAGAGGUUCACCAGAGUAGAGAUGGCCAGAGUCCUCAUGGAGAGGAACCAGUACAAGGAGAGACUGAUGGAGCUACAGGAAGCUGUACGAUGGACAGAGAUGAUACGAGCAUCAAGAGAGAAUCCAGCCGCCGCAGACAAGAAGAAAUCCAGCAUCUGGCAGUUGAGUUUCAGUCGGUUGUUCAGUUCGAGUGGCGGAGCGGCUAAGAAGCCUGCGGAGGCUGCGCCAGUGAAUGUGAAGUACAACGCCCCCUCCUGCCAGGUCCAGCCCUCUGUGAAGAAGAGGAGCGCAGCUCUGCAACAGCUACCCAGCGACAAGAGCAAGGCCUUCGACUUCCUCAAUGAGGAGUCUGAGGCAGGCAACAUGGUGUCUCGUAGGGAGCAGAAGAGAGCCCAGUACAGACAGGUGAAAGCCCACGUUCAGAAGGAGGAGGACGGCAGGGUACAGGCCUACGGGUGGAGCCUGCCGCAGAAAUUCAAGGUGGCCAACGGUGGUCAGACGUUAGAGAACAAGAUGAAGAAUCUACCUGUACCCGUCUACCUCCGACCGCUGGACGAGAAAGAUGCUACCAUGAAGUUGUGGUGUGCUGCGGGUGUGAACCUGUCGGGGGGUAAGACUCGUGACGGCGGGUCUAUAGUAGGAGCCAGUGUGUUCUACAGUGACCUGACCAGUCCUGGUCCUGAGAGCCCUCUCAGGAAGAUAGGAUCACAGAGCAGUCUGGACAAACUGGACCAGGACCUAAAGGAGCAGGAGAAGGAGCUGCGCCACCAGGAGGAGCUGUCCUCUCUGGUGUGGAUCUGUACCAGUACUCAGGCCACCACUAAGGUCAUCGUCAUCGAUGCCAACCAGCCUGGGAACGUCCUGGAGAACUUCUUUGUCUGCAACUCUCAUGUCCUCUGCAUCGCCAGUGUGCCAGGUGCCAGAGAGACAGACUACCCGGCAGGGGAGGAGGUGCCCCAUGACGCGGGGUCGGCUGCUGAGGGUGGGACUCUGGAAGCCAGCACAACCAGUAGUUGCUCAAGGGGUGAAGCUGGAGUGCUGGCAGGGAUCAAUGUAGUUGGCUGCUCUACAGAGGGGGCAGUGGCUACCCCCCAGACAGCAGGAGCAGAGAAUGACACCGACACAGACUCCAAGGCUGCAGAGGAGGCUACUGAAGCUACAGAGGCCAGUGCAGGUCCUGCAGGCCCGGAGCAUGACUUAAGUCAGAGGGGAGUCUACACUGAACAUGUCUUCACUGACCCUCUGGGUGUACAGAGCACUAGUCCUGGGGAGACGCCAGCCAACUACACACAGAGGGAGUCUGAUCUGGUAAAGGAUGGUGUUAGCUCCAACCCUAACCCAGAGGAACAGGACCUGAUGAGAGAAGAAGCCCAGAAGAUGAGCAGUGUUUUACCCACCAUGUGGCUUGGGGCACAGAACGGAUGUGUGUACGUGCACUCAUCAGUGGCCCAGUGGAGGAAGUGUCUCCACUCUAUAAAGCUGAAGGACUCUAUCCUGGGCAUCGUCCAUGUGAAGGGGAGAGUGUUGGUGGCUCUAGCUGAUGGAACACUGGCUAUCUUCCACAGAGGAGUGGAUGGUCAGUGGGACCUGACUAACUACCACCUGUUAGACCUGGGCAGACCCCACCACUCUAUCCGCUGUAUGACCGUGGUUCACGACAAGGUCUGGUGUGGCUACAGGAACAAGAUCUACGUGGUCCAGCCCAAAGCCAUGAAGAUAGAGAAGUCGUUUGAUGCCCACCCCCGUAAGGAGAGCCAGGUGAGACAGCUGGCGUGGGAUGGAGAUGGUAUCUGGGUGUCCAUCCGACUGGACUCUACUCUGAGACUGUUCCAUUCCCACACACACCAACACCUGCAGGACGUUGACAUAGAGCCCUAUGUCAGCAAGAUGCUGGGUACGGGGAAGCUGGGCUUCUCGUUUGUCAGGAUCACAGCUCUCAUGGUGUCCUGUAACCGUCUCUGGGUCGGCACUGGCAAUGGAGUCAUCAUCUCUAUACCUCUCACUGACACCAAUAAGGUGAUUGCUGGGCCAGGUAAACCUGGCGGAGUGAUCCGUGUCUAUGGUGAUGAGAACAGUGACAAGGUGACGGCUGGAACCUUUGUACCCUUCUGCUCCAUGGCUCACGCUCAGCUCUGUUUCCAUGGUCACCGAGACGCUGUCAAGUUCUUCACCGCUGUCCCAGGUCAGGUGAUCCCGUCAGGUGCGGGCGGAGCAGCAGAGGCGGGGGGUGACAGUGGGGCAGAGGAGCACCCUCAACAGCAGCUGGAAAAGUCUGUUCUGGUGAUGAGUGGAGGAGAGGGAUACAUCGACUUCAGGAUGGGUGACGAGGCUGGGGAGACUGAAGAGCCACUGGAUGAGCCCACUCUGAAGCUGCAGCCGUUCCUGGCCAAAGCUGAGAGGAGUCACCUGAUCGUUUGGCAGGUCAUGGACAGCCAGGUCUGAACUUUUAACCCCUGACCUCUGACCAUGCCACGGAGAUUAGGAGCCUGUUUAAAGCAGGAACAAGCUGUCCAAUCAGAUUCACUCUUCUGCAUGUUUAUUUUUGUUUAUUUAUUUUCUUCUAAUUUUGGUUUUGUAUCUUUGUUUUGUUUUACGGUUAUUUUUUAUGAAUUUUUUUAUUUUACUGAUUGAAUUGUAUUUUAAAUCUGAUACAAGCCUGUUGCUCUUCUAUUAUUAUCAUUAUUAUUACUAGAAUGAUUAUUAGUGAAAACAAAAUAAUUAGUUUAUUUAACUUUAUUAGAUCAUGUUUUGCACCUGGUUUUCUAUUGGACGUUUAGGGUCCAACCCCUCUGUCCAAAUACUGUGUGGUGAUUGGUGGAAUCAAUGCAGGGUCAGGGUGUGUCUUUGGCCUCCCUCUCCUCCUCUCUGCUUUCUUUCAGAUAGACAGAGAGGAGACAAUACGGUAUAAGACACCUGUACACAGGAGAAUAAUGAUGGUUCAUUGGUUAUGAUGUGUUUUGAAAUGCAAAACCAAAACCACCCCAUGAUGUCUCACAUCGUCCAAUAAGAAAGAAGGGAUUACAGGACAAUCCAGUAAGGGAGCCAAUCCUGUGUGUCCUGAAUGACACAGGUGUGCUCUUCUUGCGUGAUAGAUUUUAUUUUGUGAGAACAUGGCUCUUGAUUGUAUGCAAGACAGUUUAAUCAAUUGUCAGAGUUUUCUGGACCUGGGAUCAGUGUUGUCCUCCAUGACUGGGCUUAUGUUUAGGCAAACCUAAUAGAUCACUGAUCAAUCAUGUCCGUAGCUGCAGGGGCAGAGAAUCGCCUUGUUUCAAUACUUUCGAAAUGCACCUUUUCUUUCUAGUGGUAAUGAUUAACAUGUUUGGAAUCAUGAUUGAAAUAGGAUGGAUACAUAUAGAUUAGUAAUUUAUUACCUCACGGAAGGAAGGCAGGGUUGCAUUUCAAGAGUUGGAACGGGGCCUCCGUCUUUAGUUUCUGGGCCCCUUCCUUCCUUCCCUCCUUCCUUCCCACCCUCCUUCCCUCCCCCCUUCCCUCCCUCCCUCCCACCAGCUAGAGCUUGCAGACACUUUAUGAAAAUCAACGACUGCCUUAUGUUUGAAAGUUGAAAAAAAAUAUUGAAAACUACAUUAUGGACUUUAAGUGUGACAGAGUAUUUAUUCCUAUGUGAAAGAAUGUUACUCGGCCGGUUACCAAAUAAAGUAAAUGUGUAAUGUGCGGCCCUGUAGCAGCAUGUUCAGCCCCGUCUUCCUGUAGAUACAAUAACAUUUUGCCAGACAGAUAGUCUUUGUUAAAAGGAUCAUGGUGUAUAGAAUAGAGAUAUAUUUUUAAGCUGUCAUCUCUGCAAAUGAACUAAGAGCACUCUCCGAGAGCAGAGAUGUUAGUGUAUAAUAGCUGGCUUCUGGAAUCUUUUGUACGCUGAGGGUAGAUGUUACCCAUAGGCACAGAUCUAGGAUCACUUUAUCCUCUGUAAAUCCCAACGUGAACCAUUAAGGGGAACAACUCAACACUGACCUUAGAUCAGCGUCUAGGGAAAACGUCUAUCUUCUACCUUUUGUACACUAGGGUGCAGGGUGGCUGUGUUCUCUGACCAGACAUGCUCCACCCUGAUAGGUUGAUAUGAUACUGAAGUGUUCAGAGACUCUCCUACUCUCCUAUUUUUAUUAACUUUUUGUACAUUUAGUCUUUUAGACUCUCACUGUGGUUGCAUCUCAAAUGACACAUUAUUGAUUCCCCAUCUAGUACACUAUUUUGGCCAGGCUAGUAGAAAGAAGUGCACUAGAAAGGGGGUAAGGUUUCAAUUGACAAAUGCGGCAUGUGUCUCUGGUCUGUGUAUCAACAGACUUUGCUGGUGUCUGUUACUCCGGUGUCUGUCCUGAGGAGUGAAAGUGUGUGUGUGUUUCUCCUCUCCAGGAGAAGACCCCUCAUCGCAGUUUAGCCAUUUCAGUAUUUAUUUCUAUGAAAGAGCCUUUGCAGUUCAGAAUGUAACUUUGUACAAUAUGAAAUAUGACCAUAUAUAUUAAUAUAAAUAUGUAUAUGAAACAUUGAAAUGGCUUGGGUUUAUUGUUUUGACAAUGAUUGUUAUUGGAAUGGUCAAUACAUGAGUGGUUGAAUUAGAGAGAGAGAGUAACUUCUGAGCUAUGCACUACAUCCACAGGGGGGGGGUUGAGUUUACUGGGUAGAAGUUGUCAUUGGGCAGAGAUCUAGGAACAGCUUAUCCUCACAAAAUCCUUCAUUACGGCUAAGGUGAAAUGUGUAAAACAGAACAGUGCCUAAGAUCAGCUUCUUCCUGGAGGUUGAUGAACAGGUCACGGUUCCCCCCCAAAGAAACCUGUCGUGUUGCUGUGAUGCAUCACCUAUGUACUGCUACAGCGUCUCAGCCUUAUUCUUUUAGCAAUCAAUUAAACUGACUUUUGUGGGGAAA